AUGGAAGAAGACGACCCGGUUGUUCAAGAGAUCCCGGUUUACCUUUCUCAAGCCCUCUCCGAGAAUCUGUACAUAUAUCAAUAUCCAGUGAGACCCGCUAAUAGGGAUUGGAAAGAUCUAAAAGUUACUAAUGCCUCAAUAAAACCAAAGAACCAGCUUGUGAGGAUGGAGAUAGGAUUGAAUACCUACAGCGAAAAAUAUUGUUCCUCUAAAGGGGAGCAAAUAGCUUUGAAUACAGAUGGGCCACAGGAAUCAAGAUAUAUAAAAGAUAAAGAAAAGGAAAGGUCACAAUACUUUAGAAAUGGAAUUAUGGAUAAAAUAGUUUACGAAAGCAACACCCCAUGUGUUGAAACCCAACAUUACGCUGUUGCUAUUUUACAAGAUAAAGAAUUACACUGUACUCCUAUUAAAGGUAUUAUGCAACUAAGACCGUCCUAUUCAUAUUAUGACAAGCAAGAUAAAAGAAAGGUAGAUAAAAACAAAGCUGAGAAUUCUGAUGAAGAAGAAAAAGAACCUGAAGCUCAACAGGUGACAGUGAAAUUUGCGAGAACGGAAACAGAUGUAGCUAAGAAGGCUCGUGAGAAAUCAUACGAGUCAAUAUCCCAGAGGAUAGCGGAUGAGCCGUGGUAUGACGCGUUGUGGAAACAUUCAAACACUGAUCAUGCUGAGUUGGAACGUAUGAAGCUAUUUAGUGCGACGACAAUGGAUGGUUCGUCUUUGACAUUGGGACCGGAGGAAUAUGUCAGUGCUCUAGUGCCACCGCCUACGGAUGAAGCUGAAGUUACUCCUAUCGUAAAGCUAUCCCUUCAAGACCAGAUAAGGGAGAUACUUAUUAAUGCAAAGCUGCUGACGUUCAGCGAGCUACGCGCGCUGUGCGGCGCAGAGGAGGGCGCGCUACUGAGCGCGCUGGGCGGCGCGGCGUGCUGCGCGCGCGGGCUGUGGGCGCCGCGCUCGCCGCAGCUGUACGCGCGCGCCGCGCCGCCGCGCCGCCGCCUGCUUUGCGCCGCCAGGGACCACGUCUUAUACCUCUUCACCCAACACUCAUAUGUGGACAGACGAAAAAUAACAGCGGCCGUUCGUCUUCCGCCGGAGGAAGUAUUAGAAAUACUGGAAUCCGUAGCAAAAUUUAAUCCAAGCCACGGCUGGGAGCUUCUCUUACCACCAGACACAGCGUUCGAAGCGAAAUAUCCAGAUGUCAUACAAAGACAAAAUCUCUACUGGGAAGCAAGACAGCGACAGUUUAACGAAAUGUUAAUAGGUGAAAGUGUGCCCAAGCGGCAAAGGAAGAAAUCUCAAAGGGAUUCUAUUAGUUCGGACACAAUGCUAAGUCCUAAGCCGCGUCAUAACAGUGUUAGUGUCAGUGAUGAAGACAGUGGGAAGCGUAAGAACAAAGGUGUGGGAGGGAAAAGGACUAGAAAUGUUAGUUCCAGCGGUCAGGAUGCAACA
Molecule: messenger RNA, 1446 nt
Organism: Brenthis ino (lesser marbled fritillary)
Lineage: Eukaryota; Metazoa; Arthropoda; Insecta; Lepidoptera; Nymphalidae
Source: the annotation of a GenBank genome assembly